Prosopis cineraria is the source of this 597-nucleotide messenger RNA. RefSeq lists its product as uncharacterized. The transcript has a single exon. The coding region runs from base 1 to 597 and encodes 198 amino acids. The record is from RefSeq and is a predicted model, not a curated record. NCBI's taxonomy places the organism in Eukaryota, Viridiplantae, Streptophyta, Magnoliopsida, Fabales, Fabaceae.
AUGGCAAGUUUGGGAACGAUACAGAGAAUUCCCAACUCAUCAAAAUCACCUUCAUCGACCGACGAACCCUAUGAACCAAAAGCACCCGAUGAAAAGCAGUUCAGUGACUUCAACUUUUAUUGUCCUCUCAACAUUCCAUUAACCCUAGAAGCUGCAGCUCUUCGGAUCAUCAGAAACUUGGGCAAUUUAGGGUUAUAUUACACACUUUUUGUCUGGAUCAUACUCUUCAUAACCCUAAUCCCUGCACGCGAAGUUUCCUUGAUUCUUCUGGUUAUCAUGACCUAUGUGACAACGUUGUACUUGCUGCUAUUAAGGGCACACCCUAAUUCUUACCUCCUUCACAGAGUUUUAGACAAAAGGUUUGUUUUGGCUUUACUUGCCAUUGCAACUAUGGUUCAACUUAUUUUAACAAGCGCAGAGAUUCAUCUGGGUGUGACUUUAGCAUGUUCUAUGCCUAUUGUUUUUCUUCAUGCGGUUUUGUGGAUUAGUCAUCAAGAGGUUAUUUCUGAGAACCACUUUGAGGCUUCUAGUGUUGCAGAACUUGCUCCUCUUUCUGACAGAAGUAAAAAUGGACGAGAGGGCCCAGAUAUGGUGUGA